GUCGUUCGCGAGGCUCGUAGUGCCGCUCUGACCACCGUCGCGGCUGGGAGUAUCGUCGUCGCGUCGUUCGUCUUGCUGCGGCAGGAUCGCCGCAAGAUCGCUCGCGAAGAUCUAUCGAUUAGGCGGCACGCCACCCUAUCGGUCCUAGGCGAUCCUAGUGGAAUGAUCAACUGUCGAUCUCGCGUCUUUACGAUCGUGCGAUCUCGGAGCGAGCGCUGACCGAGUCCCGAACGCGCGGACGAUCGCGACCAGGGGUGCGAUUGAGCGAAAGAACAAUAUGUAAAGCGUCGUGCGCGGGGCAACGACGGCGAGGAGAUCGCGAGGUCGUUACACCGAAGACGAUCGACCAUCGCGAAGGGUGCGUGUUGCACCCAGCGAGGGAUCAACGCGGGCAGGUGCGGCGGCAAAGCUAGUUGUUGUAGCACAUUGCGGGUGGUUCGCCAGCAAGUUGGAUCAUUGGCGGAACGUAGUUCGGACCGUGAACGCGGCCGCGUUAACAAAACCUCCGAGUGAUCAACAUCCGCCUAGACAAUCUCCUCGAUAUUAGUUGCAGAAUAUCAACGUCGCGAUGAGAAAGCAGUUGUUCUGCUCAAAUCUGAGCAGCGGAAACAGCACCGGCGAACCGCUGAUCGUCGUCGAGGAGAGCACGCUGGGCGAGGAAGAAGCGGAGCGGUGCCGCACGGAAUCGCCACCGCGAUGCGUAGACCCGGAUUCGCCAUCCUUGAAUCCCUAUCUGCUAUCACCAUGGAGAGACGCCAGGAAACACUCCUUGCCGACCCCACAGUGCACGUCCGGGAUAACCGCAUCCCAGGUGCGGCGAUUGAGCGAACGUGGUGGAGAAGGUUCUGGCCCGUCAGUCCGGGAGGCCGCUUUCCUGGCGACAUUGUCGCAGGCACCUGCCCCUCAGACUGGUGGCCGACGACACUCCGUCGUCACGAUAUCCAGGGUGCCGACUACCCUAUUCGGUCGCAGUCGUCGGGAAUCCAUUGCCGCAUUUCCCAUGGGAGGUGCUACCAGGAUAUUGCCAAGUCGCCGAGACUCGUCCACCGGAUUGACUGGUCCGCCCAGUAAUAGCGGAAGCACUCACAAUCUGCAGCUAGACAUUAUGGAUGACAUCGCCGAGAUCAAAGCCAGAAAGGUCCGUUUAAAGAUGUAUAAGACCCCAUCUCGCGAACGCGUGUGCGAGAUUCAGCCUCUGGAGGGUAACAGUAGCGCUACGCAGAAAUACAUACAGUAUCAGAAACGCCGGUUCUCCGAGUUCUCCGCUUCGGUUGCAGCGUCGACGUCGGCUCUACGAAGACGCGCGUCCGAGAUGACGAGACCGCUCUGCGAGACCGAAGCUGUCAGCCCAGCAGCCGGAAUAACGUGCUCCAACACGGACCUGAUAUCCAUCCUGAGCUCUUUAACGUCAUCCGCGACGGAAAUAAAUACGUGCGGCUCGUCGGACGCGAAGGAUGAACAGACAUCGAGCUGGCCCGCAAAAACAGCCGAGCAGAAGCGCAGUCGGCUCAAAAACUCCCGGUCGAAUAGCUUCGACGUGUCCAUCUUGCUCGCCACUAAAAACAAGACAUCGAGCAACAGCAGCAGGAGCAAUCUCGGUACGUUCAUGACGCCGAGCACAUGGUUUGCUAAAAGGCAUCAGCCCAUGCUAAAGAAGAACCGAUGCUUGGACGAGGAGAAUGCAAUCCCGUUCAAGCUCGACAAGUCGAAAGUGGUCAAGGCUGUGAAAGAUACACUUGCAAAGAACGUGGACGCCAAGCACAAGGUCCUCUGGGACGAUCGCAGCGGUACCAAGGUAGACGCUCAGGUGCUCGGUAAUGCUAUCGAGAAGAUUCUUACUUCGGCCCACCGGGGAAGCGACGCAGAAGCGUCGGAUGGUUCAUCCGGAAAGCCGUCUGUAUCACCGAACAAAUCGCGCACCGGUAAGGUCGCCAGUUGGUUCUCGAGCGGGAAUAAGGAGCAGGAGCAACCGGACUGCGAUUCGAUUUGUUCCACUCUCAAGGACCUCUUCGUCAAGUAGUGCAUUCAACUUAUUCGUUUCCUUUUUGCAUAUCGGAUCGACGGUAUUUAUUGCGCUGUUACUUUUCCCUUCUUCCCGUCGGAUAAAUCUUACAUUUAAACCCCUCGCGCAAACAAAGGAGAUCUGUUAGGAUCGACUCCUCUCGUUUGCCUCCCUGCAUCGCAGAGGAUUUUGGGGAUUAAGAAAAAUCAGGAGCGAGAGAGAAGUGGAGGGAGAGACUAAAAGAGAUCAACGCCGCAAAAGAUUAUGAGUUUGAUCAGGGAUGUAAUCUCUUCCGUUUUUUUCUUUUCGUUUUUUACACGUUCAUAUUGCUUAACAUGCACAUUUAUUCUUCAUUAAGCAUGUUUGAACGUUAAUAUCAAUUUGAAAGUUAAUAAUGAAUUUCCAAGUGUCAUCAAAUUUAUGACGAAAAAUUACAUUCCUUAUUAACAUAAAGCCUUUUUACAUAUUUUUAUAUGAUAUCGCAUUUUAAAAAAUAGGCAAGAAUUAAAGUUAAGUUUAUACACUCGAUAAUGUUUAAUAGCGAAUAUUUUAAUGAAUAUCGUGAUUUUUUUAUUUCUAUAUGAAGGUUUGUCUGGUUUAAGUACAAUAUUUUUAUACGGAGAGAAUUAAAGGCCUGUGCUAUAUAUUCUAUUCUACCACGUAAUAUACGAACAUUGAGUUUGACGCGUACGUAUGGACUAUUUUCGCUUUUAUCCUCCAUUUAGUCAUGUUAUUACAUUUAUAUAUCUCUCGCGAUCUGCUGAUUGCACUCGUUAGCUGCAUUAGAAGAGAUACUAAUAAUCACAGUCUAUCCCCGUCUAUUCUAAAUGAUAUACUCGCGCACAUACCCAACGUGAUACAUAUGUGCUGUAUAAUUUUUACCAAUAGGUAACGAAUCGAGCAAAUCGAUUGUAAAACUAUUUUCAUAAGGAACAGUUAUUUUUAACGAUGUACAGUUUUAAGUUGUCACGGUCAGACUGCUGGCAAUUGUUGAUAUUAUUUGGCGCAAAAGAGAGAGGACUUCUAGAAUAAGAUUGACAUAUAACCAGAUAUAUUCUAUGCUGGAUAAGUGGUGCAUUUAUCGUACGUUAACAAAAAGAACAUUAGUAAUCAGGAACGUUUGUCUAUCCUUUGCGGGUCAAAGGGACACGUUACUUACAAUAUAUAAUAUAUAUUCUUAAAAAGUCGCACAGUGGCGGUUUGUCCGGUAAGUUAUGUAAAACGACGCUUUAUCUGUCGUUCUUGUUCCUGUUUCAUGUGAAUCGGAUUUCUAUCCAUUUCCUAUUUUAUUCUUUUUUGCGAUUGUCGCUCUUUCGCUCCUCGACGUUAUCCCGACCUCGACCGCACGAACCGCUACUGAUAUAGAAGUACUGAUAUAUAUAUAGAUUGUCACAUACGUUUAUAACAACUACAUACAGCAAAAGUAAUAUACAGCGAGGUAUAUGUUAGUUAUACGUUGCUGUAUAUUAGAGAGUUCCGAGAAUAUUGAAGAUAUCAAUGUCGAUAACAAAUAUGGCAAAGCCAUAUUUGAUUCAUAAAUGGAAUGCGAAAUUAUCAAAGCUAUGUGCUAUGCGAUGUAUUCUGCGAGUAUACUCUAUUUGACAAUUUCAACUAUCAGUUGCAUUUUUCAUAUUGCAAUUCUGUUCUUCCUUUUUUUCAAUUUUAAGAAAUGCAUUUGAGAAACACAUAAAAAAGCACAUUAUGCUAUCAUUUGUCUAUUCACGGAGUUUUUCUUAAUUAUUGUUGUAUUUUAAUAAAUAUUAUCUAAAUUUUAUUCAACUAAAAUAAAAGUAAAUGAUAACAAGCUAGUUACAAUUUCUCGUAGCUUGAUUAGUAUUUCUCACAAUAAGGAAUCAACAGUGUCUUAAUUGAUCUUACCUCGCAUUCCGCUGCGGUGUAAUUAGAACGUAUGACAAUAGAUGUAAUUCGUAAUUUUUAUGCUGAUUUAAGUUAAGAAUUUCUCUUGAAAUCGGAUGAUAGCUUCUUUAGAUUUGUCUUAAAUUAAUAGCUAUUAAACAUAAUAAAUGUGAAUUUUAUAUGUUGUCAUUUUAGAGAAUUACAAUCAUGCGUACACGCGAAAAAAUUUAUUUGAAAAUUUAACAAAUAUAAUGCAUUUAAACGAAACAAUGUAACUUAUAGAUUACGCGUUACUUACACAUGUACCUACACGUCUCUUGAUAUAUCAAUGUUAAAAACGUUGCAAAGAUAAACUAUAAAUAAUCGUUAUUGUUAUUGAGAUUCAUGACAUCUAUACGGAAUUGAUUACCUAAUGUGAUUACCUUAAUCUGUAUGAAAUUCAUAAUUUAUUUAUCACAAACCUAUAUAUAUGAUCUAUGUGAGUAGGAUGAGAGUAUCGAUGUUCUCUGAUCGGUGAUAAAAAUCUAUAUAACUAACUAAUCCAAAACGACACUUACAUGUCAUUUUUCUUUGGAUUACAAUAAAAUUUAUUUUUAUCAGAGGAGUAAUGUAACAGAACAGAAGGAACACCGAAUAUAAAAUGAAUGGAAAAAGUUUGUCUGAUUUUCUUUUAAUGAAAAUAUAUAAUAAUGAGAACAUGUUAGUCUCUUAAUUAUCAUGACAAAUAAAUAUUUAUCAAUUUUGAAUAAGUAUGCGAGUGGAAAGGAACAGAUACGAACGAAAUGAUAAGAUCAUCAGUUGAUAAAAUGUAUUUUUCAGUUAUAUGUUUAUGAAUCAUUUAAAAGAGUAGAUCUAUUUUUGCGUAUAUUUCAGCUAGAUUACCGACAAGUGUCCUAAUGUGUAAUGCAAGAUUGUAAAUAGUCUUGGUACUGUAUGUUCUAUCAGUGUUCUCGCAGAUUGAUAAAAUAUGAAUAUGAGAAAGAGAUGAAAUAUACGUUGAUCGUAAAUGUUGCAA
Messenger RNA from Ooceraea biroi (clonal raider ant), 4874 nucleotides. RefSeq lists its product as uncharacterized. The record is from RefSeq and is a predicted model, not a curated record. Lineage: Eukaryota; Metazoa; Arthropoda; Insecta; Hymenoptera; Formicidae.